This is a messenger RNA of Trichomonas vaginalis G3, 4788 nucleotides long. Its product is annotated as cilia- and flagella-associated protein 44 family. The transcript has a single exon. Lineage: Eukaryota; Parabasalia; Trichomonadida; Trichomonadidae. The coding region runs from base 1 to 4788 and encodes 1595 amino acids. Gene Ontology annotation, molecular function: protein binding. The record is from RefSeq and is a predicted model, not a curated record.
AUGACAUUUUACAUGUCAUUUUUCCCGCACUUUUUGUACGUUUUGGAAUCUAAAACAAAUUUACAUACGUCGAUGACCGAAGAAGAAGGGGUGGAACAAGAACAGGUCGAGAAUCCAAAAGCAUAUCUAACACCAGAUUACUUUUACGAUGAUCAGAAACUGUUUGAUGAAUCCCCUGCAAAAACAGAAUUCGACACAAAUUUCAAUUUGUACAAUAUAUUCAGCUUUGAUCUAUCCCGAAGAUAUAAUGCUAUUCCAAUCAACGAAACCACCGUCGUUAUUACAGUAGGAAACUUCGCAAUGAUAUACGAUCUCGCUACAGGCGAAGAACAAAAAAUCUACGGCCACAACAAAGGAGUUAAUUGUUGUGCAGUACAUCCUAACAAGGAAUACAUCGCAUUCGGUGAAGCUGGUAAAGAUCCAAUGCUUCUAAUAUAUCAAUAUCCAUCAAUGAAAUUAUUCAGAGUAUUAAAAGGCGGUACAGAACAAGCAUACACAUGCAUGAACUUUUCCCCAGAUGGCACAAUGCUUGCCGCUGUCGGUACUUUCCCUGACUACAUGUUAACGGUCUGGGAUUGGGAAAGGGAAACAUUAAUCUUGAGAGCAAAGGCUUUCUCACAAGAUGUUUAUCGCGUUGUAUUCUCAGAGAACUUAAAGGGCCGCCUCUGCACUUCAGGCGUUGGCCACAUCAGAUUAUGGGAAAUGGCUAAAACGUUUACAGGCCUCAAACUACAAGGUGAAAUUGGUAAAUUCGGUAACAUCGAAAUUUCAGAUACAUCUGGCUUUGCAAUGUUCCCUGAUGGCAAAGUUUUGUCCGGUUCUGAAUCCGGUUCUUUGCUUUUAUGGGAAGAUGCUUUCAUCAAAUGCGAAUUUGUAAGAACAGGUGGCAAGAGAUGCCAUAAGGACAUGAUUGAACUCGUUUAUCAUCAAGGACAGAACGUUAUUACAGCAGGCCGCGAUGGAGCAAUCAGAGUCUGGGAUUUCCAAACAAUCGAUACAGCAGAAACAGAAGAUACAUCAGUAGCUAUCGACUUAACUCAAAAGGCGAAGCUUCACAUCUCAAAUAAUUCCUCAAUCAAAUGCAUGUAUCCAGUUGGAACAGAAUGGCUUGUUGUCGAUGAGAAACAAGGUAUCUGGCGUGCAGAUAUUGAAGGAAGAAAAGCAGAACUCCUCCAGAAAUCCCAUUCAGGAGCAAUCAGAGCACUUUCAUUCUCUCCAUCAGGAGCUCUCUUCAUUACUGGUGGCGAUGAUGGCUUUGUUCGCCUUUGGGAUAUCACAGAAAAGAAGAUGCUCAGCGAAUUGCAUUUCGAAGCGGCAGUUACAAAAAUCCUUUGGAUCAAUGAGAACGAAAACGAUGUAGUAUUCGCUGGUUUCGCCGAUGGCUGCUUAAGAAUCAUUCUUGCUACAGCAAAUGGUCUUACUCUCAAACAGCCACUUAAACCACAUACAGGUGCAAUCCGUGAUAUCCAACAGAGCCCAACAUCAAAGUUGGUCGCUACAACAGGUGACGAUGGCGCUUUGUUCUUCAUGAGAUUUGAUAAUUUGACACUUGAACCUCUCGGAUUCGUUUACGUUAACGGAAAGAAGCCAAAGACAAAAGAAGAGAUCACACAGGAAGCUAUCAGCGGCAAGAAGAUCGAAGACGACAAAGAAUAUGCAAGAGGUCUUCGUAUCAGAUGGGGAAACAUGAUCUCCGUCGAAUGCAGUGAUGGCAAGAUCGCUACAAUCGCUUCUCCAACAACAUUCCCUGAAGAUUCAACAGAAUCUUAUUUCAUAGACCUUCCAGUCGAAACAAUUGACAAAGGUGCAGCCGAUGAAAAUAUUACAGCUUCAUUCACUGUUGACGAAAUGACCGAAAUCAAGGGCACAAAAGAAGGCCAGAUAAUUUUCGGAAAUCUUACAAAGAACAUUCACUCAGCACCAGUGACAUCUAUCGCUUUAUCACCAGAUAAAGUAUGGCUUGCAACUGCUUCUGAGACUGGAGAACUCUUCCUGUUCAAGGAAAGCCAAGUUCAAGGCAGAAAUCUUCCAAAGCAAGAACUCAAAGCUGUCGAAGUUGCUCCUGUUGAAGAUAUCCAGGGCACAGGAUACUCCAUUGAAGAAGAGAAACAGAAAUCCGAACUCGAUCGCAGAAUUAAGGCUGCAGAGCAACAGAAAUCUCUUAUUCGUAAGGAGAUUGAAACCCUCAGACAGAAAUUCGCUGCUUUGGUCACUCAAAACUCCAAAGCUCCAAAGUAUAUGCAGUUAGAUGACGCUGCCUUCAAGAUUGAUCCAUUCCUCUUCGAUUUAAUGGAAGAGCAAGCAGUCAAUCUCGAGAAGGAAGCAUCUAGGAACACAAUGUUCGCUGCAGAAAAGUCUAGAGUUCAUUUCCGAAAAGUCAAAUCUCGAUUGGUCGGUGACAUGACCGAAGAAUCCUUCACAGUUACAUCAACAGAUGGCAAGAAGGAAGUUUCCUCGUUCAGAAUCACAGAACUCGAUCCAGUUGUCCUAGAAGUCAUUCAGCAAUCGACUCCAAACGAACAACCAUCAGACGAAGAAGGCGAGACACAAGAAACAGAAGCUGUUGCACAAGCUGACACAGAAAGUACAAUUUCUGAGUCUUCAAACAAAGAACAAGAAGUUCAACAGCAAAAGCCAACAAAAGCCAACAAAUUCGGACGCCAACCACCUCUCAAGAAGGUUGUUCACACUCCAGAUGAACACACAAGAAAGCGUGAGAAGAGAGACAGAAGAAGAAAGAAGAUCAUGGAACAAAAACCACCGGCCAAUUAUUCAGAUCCACAAGAUUUGAAGGAAAUCGAAAUUGCUAAGCGAACAAUUGGUGAUUACAAACUAAAGGAUGAUCCAUCAUACAUUGCUCCUGAGAAUGAACGUGUCAAUGCCACAAAGAAGAGGAGACAGUUGAUGAUGCUUUUGAAGGCAAUUCAAGAUCUCAAACUCGGAUUCAACCAGAAACUCAAAGAUUUGGCCGAACUCAAGAAGAGCCUUCAGAAAUCAGUUGACGAAACAAACAGACAAUUAUUGGAAAUCAGAGGAACAAUUGGUUACGAUCCAUUAAACCCUGAACUCAUCAGAAUCCAUGAAAACAGAUUCGAACCUCUUGUUCUCGAUGAAAAAGUCAACAUCACGAUUCCUACUCCUGAAGCGAUUUCUUUCGCCGAACAAGUUGCUGCAGCUGCAAGAAGAAGAAACGAAGCACAGGCAGGAAAGCAGAAACAAGCUGCACAACCAGCACAUAGACAGAACGCAAAGAGGAAACAACAAGCACCGGCAAAGAAGAAGAAAUCUCAAGAUGAAGCUCCGAAAUUCACGGAAAUCGAACAAAUCGAAAUGAACGAACUCUCCGCAGAACUCGCUUUCAAACGCAAGAUGCUUAUUUCCAACAUUUCCAAAGCUAUUGCGAAAUUCAACGCUAAGGUUGACGAGAUCGCUGUUGAGAAAGUUCAUGCACAAACAGAAGUUGUUCUUGCUGAAUUGAGAUUCAUUUUGAUGCUUAGAGAAUUCAAGCUUCUUUCCAAACUCGAGUUGAAGGAUGCAGAACUCAAUGGAAAACUUCGUGCAAAGGCCAGCGAAAUGAAGGCAAUUUCAAACGAAGUUGCAGCUCACAACAAACAGAUCGCUCAGAAGACACACGAAAUUGAAGAAAACGAGAAAGAAGUCAAAGGAUUCUUGAAGCAAUUCCACGAAAUUGUCAAUCCAACACACAAAUUCCAUGAUCCUCUUCUCAGAAUCUUCAACUUCAACAUGAGAAAGAACCAAGACAAAGCCAAUGCCGACGAAGAAGAAGUCGAUUUGACACAGCUCGAUGUCGACGCCAUCAAGAAGAUGUUCGAGAAACAGAACGCAGAGAAGGAAGAAGACAUUUGUCCACAGGGAUGCGAUCCAGCAUUAUUCGAACAAGUUUUGGAUCUCAGAGAAAAGAGAAUGGACUUCCAAGACAAAAUCUCAGAGGCACAGAACGCGAAAGAGAAAAUCCAGCGCCAGAUCGAUACAAUCCAGUUCAAGACAAAGAACUUGCAGACUGUUUACCAACAGAUCAAGCAAGAGUUCGAGGAAUUCCAGCACGAAAAGCAGCGCCAUCUCAACGAGCUCAACUUCUCUCUCUCAAUCCAAUUCCACCAGAUAAAGAACCUCAUCGCAAAGGAGAUUCCUCAGGGAGAAGCAAGACCACCACUCAUCGUCAAAUCGAUGCCAACAGAUCUCUCCGACAGCUUGAUCUUCACGGAAAGCGGAUUGAAACAACUCGCAGACCAAGAAGUCAAACUCAGAACAGACAGAGAAUCUGCUCACAAGCUUUUCGAAGCAGAUGUUUCAUCGUUCAAAGCUGAUAAGGACACUUUGGACUCAAGCAUGAAACAGCUCGAAGAAAGACAGGAGAAACUUGCUGGUAUUCAACGUCUUAAGUUUGGAGAACCUGUUGAUUUGGUCGAGUUGGAACAGAUGAAGGUCAACAAAGAUGCAGACGCUGUCAGAGCACAAACAAAGGAAAUCGAAACAGAACAGAACGCUGAGAUGGAAGAAAUCAAUAAACAGAUCAAGGAUAUGACUGCUCAGCUCACACAGGAAAUCCAGAGAAAUACAGCUGUCUUGGGAUCCCUUGUUCAAUUAACAGAACAAAGAAGAGACAUCGAAGCAGUUCUUCAGAAUUCAAGAAAGACUGCAACAGCUGAUGAUUUGUCUCAGGAUUUGGAGCUCACAGAUCCAAACGAGCUCCUCCAGGAAGUCGAAAAGAACAAUGAUAUCAUAGAGCAACUUGAAGAGGAAAUAGGCCUUCUUAAACGCCGUUAA